AAAAUAAAAAAAACAUUUUUAAAUAACGGAAAAAUUUUACGUAAAAUAAAGUUAUUUUUAAACCGCUUACGUUUAAAAAAUUUGCAAUAUAGCAAAAUAUUGCUUAUUAUAUUAGCAAUUACAAAUUUAUUUUUAAAAACGAAAAAAAACGUUACGCAAAUGCAUUAUUUAAAUACCCGGGCGCUAUUAACCUUGCGGGAAAUACCGUUAUUAAGCAAAAAAAUUACAAAUUGUUUAAAAAGUUCCGGAUUCGUUAAAAUUUGGUAA
This is a messenger RNA of Gaeumannomyces tritici R3-111a-1, 267 nucleotides long. RefSeq lists its product as hypothetical. The record is from RefSeq and is a predicted model, not a curated record. The transcript has 3 exons. Lineage: Eukaryota; Fungi; Ascomycota; Sordariomycetes; Magnaporthales; Magnaporthaceae. The annotation marks the transcript as partial.